Schistosoma turkestanicum is the source of this 5119-nucleotide messenger RNA. Lineage: Eukaryota; Metazoa; Platyhelminthes; Trematoda; Strigeidida; Schistosomatidae. The record is from the annotation of a GenBank genome assembly.
UUUGAAUUAGCCUCCACUUAAAUAGAAAUUGUUUGGUUAUGUAGUAAAUGAAUACCAGAAACUAAAUGGAAAGCAAAACAGAUAAAAUACCACAUCUAUGUUUUCCCGAGUCAGUAUUUCUAAAACCUUCAACGUACCAAAAUUUAGAAAAUGAGUACUGGCUUAAAAAAUGCUCUUCAUGCCCUGAAUACAGCCUACUUAAGCCUUCUGAAGAUGAACAAUCGCGUCCUAUAAGUUCCUUCUCUCCGCAAAUUUUACGGGAGUUUCAUAUUUUGCUAGCUGAGUGGAAAUUAGAAGCUCGUGAACGUGUAGCAUGUAUGAGAGAGAAAGAACGGCAAUCUGUUCUAGCUUCAGUUGGUAUCCAGGCUUUUUCUGAAGAUGUUCUAUCUCGAAAGCACAAAGAUGUAUCUGGUGACAUUAACAACAAAAAAUAUGCACAAAGAAAUCUCACAACUUCUGUGCCGUGGAGAAGUUCAAGCUUUGCUUCUGGUAUGCGUAAACGAAAAUCAGCUCAAUUAAUUCGUGGUAGUCGAUCUUCAAAAUUUGGUCGUCCUUCCAAUUAUCCGCAAAAUUCAUCAUGGUUGCGAAAACAUUAUUACAAUAACCCAUUACUAAAACGGCGUGAUGCAAACAAAACCUCCAGUUCUGCCGAAAAGCUGAAAAGAAAUACAUAUACUGAAAAAUCCCAAUAUCCAGAUGAAGAUGACGAUGAGGAAGAAGACCAACUGACUGCCAUAGUUUCUCGUCAACGUCAAGCAUUUUCUGCGCGUGCUGCUGCUGGUCGUCCAAGUAUACGUAAAAUACAGUCAGAUCUUCAAACCAAAUCUGGUGCUAUCUUAAGCACAGCCGCUAGUGUUCCAGCAGCUCGAAGACUUUCAGCUAAAGUAUUACGUGCUUGGAAAUCUAUGGCUAAAAAGAUCAUUUGCAAAGUGGCAAGGCAACGUGUUGCUAGUCGUCGAGAUAAGAUGAUCAUCGCGAAACGCGCUGCUCGUGAAUGCGCACGUUUGUUGCGUCAAAAAGCAUUGCUUUCUCAAAAAGCUUCUAAAGAUUCUAUAAGUCGUGGACAUCGCCUUUCACGUGAGAUUGCGUCUAAUUGGCGCAGUUCAACAUCAAGUACAGCCAAUGGUUCUGGUCCGCUUACAAUCAAUGGUAUAACUAUACCAUCGAAUACGAAUAUUACUCAUUUCUCUUCACUCAUGGAUUUACCUGAUUAUUAUACUUCUAUUCGCUCAGAAAGUGGAAGUUUGGAAUUGAACACAUCAACUUCAAUGAUGGAGUCAAGUACAGCCAUACGUCGAAGAGCAGAGAAAGCUGCCGCUGAACAACGUAAAGCUGACUUAGAACUUUUGGAGGCAAGAAGGCAACAACGAAAAUUGAAUUUCUUAAUUACACAAACAGAAUUAUAUGCACAUUUUAUGGCGAAAAAAAUGGCAGAUGUUAAUUUAGAUAAUUGUAAAUCUGAGGAUAUUAAUAGUUUAUAUGGUUCUGAAAAUGCCGUAUCAGCAUCUGGUAAUGUGAGUCAAGAAGUUGAAACUCAACGGAUAUUACGUCGGCUCGAAGAAAUGGACGAUGAGUCUGUAGAAACAAAAACUAACGAGGAAGGUACUGAUACAGGUUCUGAUAUAUCUGCUCCAUGUGAACCUGUUCAAAAUGAUCAAGAUUCUGUUGGCAUAUCGACUGCAUCUGCACACCGAAAACCAUACAGUUCGAUUGCUGUAGCCGCAAAAGCAGCAGCUUGUCGGUUGGGUAUUAACGUUGAAGAAGAAUAUGAUAUUGAACAAGCAAAAUCCGAAGCUUUGAUGAAAGUCAAAGCAGCUGUUACAAUGGAACGUAAUCGUGUAUCACAAUUUCAUAAUGGAACUGCGAUAAAUCCGAAUCCAAGUGCUCCUGUUCCCAGUAAUCCAGAUUCUAGUACAGCUCCUACGCAAGUUGAAGCGCCAAAAUUAUUUAAAGGUCAGUUAAAAGCUUAUCAAGUCCGUGGUUUGAACUGGCUGCUUGGUCUGUUCGAUCAAGGUAUUAAUGGGAUAUUAGCUGAUGAAAUGGGUCUUGGAAAAACUGUACAAACAGUUGCAUUUCUUGGUUGCCUUGCAGAAAAUUACAACAUUUGGGGUCCAUUUUUAAUUGUUACUCCAGCGUCAACAUUGCAUAAUUGGACACAGGAAUUUGCUAAAUUCCUGCCAGCUUUUCGUUUAGUCCCUUAUUGGGGUACACCAACUGAACGUAAAGUUUUGCGCAGAUUUUGGUCAUCUACACGUUCUUCUAAUACUGCCGAAGCUUUUGAUGAAUCCAGUGAUAUUAAUGCUGGACAAGCUGGAACGAAAGAUUCUGAACUACAUGUAGUUAUAACAAGUUAUCAAGUUGUAUUACAAGAUGCAAAAUUUAUUAAUAAAACUGCAUGGUCAUAUAUUGUUUUAGAUGAAGCACAUGCUAUUAAAAGUACAUCAAGCUUACGAUGGAAAAUUCUAUUAUCUUUUAAGUGUCGAAAUCGUUUAUUACUUACUGGAACUCCAAUUCAGAAUACAAUGCAAGAACUAUGGGCAUUGUUACAUUUUAUUAUGCCUACAUUAUUCGAUUCACAUGAUGAAUUUGCCAAUUGGUUUUCACGUGAUAUUGAAUCUCAAGCCAGUGCAACAGCUAGAACUGGUGGUGGAGGAAGCAUCACUGGUAGUAGCAGUGGAGCUGGAUCGCUUAUAACUUCAAAACUGAAUGAGAAUCAAUUGUCACGUUUACAUUUAAUUUUGAAACCAUUCAUGUUACGUCGAACAAAAACAGAAGUUGAACAUGAAAUAUCAACUAAGACGGAGAUUAUGUUAUAUUGUCCAUUGAGUCAUAGACAACAAAUAUUGUAUGAACGAUUGCGUAGUAAAAUUCGUUUAGAAGAUCUUAGUUCCAUUAUGUCUGCCAAUGGUAUAUCAGAUAGUUUUUCAUCAAAUUUAGAUAAUGCUAAUAAUGCAUUCUCCGCUUCAUCAUCAUCAUCCUCGUCGGCUACAGCUCAUUUAAUUAAUUUAGUGAUGCAAUUAAGAAAAGUAUGCAAUCAUCCCGAUUUAUGGGAACGUCGUGAUGUUCGUUUCUCUUCUAUAACUGGUCAAAUUGAACCGAAUAGUUGUCGAUUGUAUAAUUCAGAUAUUAAAUAUAAUGCUUACAGUAAUAAUAAUACUUGUAAUCAACAUGCAAUGUGGAGGCUACCAAAUCUACUGUAUGAAGAUGAUGCGCUGUCAUUAUUUAGUUGGAGAGCUAAAAGUUUAAACAAUCUAUUUUCUAUCUGUCCAAUAUCUUUGUAUGGUGCUUAUCCAAUUAGUUUAUUGAUUAUUAUUGCAAAAUAUUUCUAUCUUCAUCAUCCUUAUUACAUACAUGAUGAUUUAUGGCAUCAUGAUAAUGAAGAACCUGAUCUAGGACCACGAAAUUGUAAAUUAAAUCAAAUUAAAUCAUGUACAAACUAUGCAUCUAAAUGCUUUUCAUUCACUCGCCUAUUAGGUUUAUCAGUAAAUGAAUAUGUAAAAAUGAUUCGAACAGGUGCUGUUUCACAUUCCAAUUCUGAAAUUGUUUCCUGUAAUCAAUCAGAAAGUACAAUAAUAAGCAAUUAUUUCAAUGAAGAUAUGACAUGGAAUAAAAAAGUUUAUGGUCUAUUACAAUUAGACUCAUUUUCCCCCAUGAGUACUGUACGUACUUCUCCUUAUUCAGUUGCACAAUUAAAUUGUCUUCAAAAUCUUCUACUUCAUCCAAUGGAAUAUGACUCAUCUACUACCACUGUAUCGUAUGUACCAUCCGUUUGUAUUCAUUGUCCUGGAAUAAGACCGUUUAUUCCAAAUUUUGUUUCAGAGGCAACAAUACACAAAGUAUUAAUUCAUCCAUUGAAACCAUUUGUAAAUACGUUUAAUUUUGAUGUCACUCAUGUGUAUUCAUUAUUAUCUGAUGUAACUAUUCCAUUGCCUAGAAGUUUAGAGCUUGUUUCACGUGCUACACGUAUUUCCGAUUCGGGUAAAUUAACUACACUAGAUAAUUUACUUAGUGAAUUAAAAUCAAAUGGACAUCGUGUAUUAAUUUAUUCACAAAUGACACGUAUGAUUGAUAUAUUAGAGGAGUUUAUGUUAUAUCGUAAACAUGCUUAUUUGCGAUUGGAUGGUUCAUCACGUUUAUCCGACCGUAGGGAUAUGGUUGCUCAAUGGCAAACUAAUCCACGUUGGUUUGUAUUCUUAUUAUCAACUCGUGCUGGUGGCCUUGGUAUUAAUUUAACUGCAGCAGAUACAGUUAUAUUUUAUGAUUCUGAUUGGAAUCCAACUGUAGAUCAACAGGCAAUGGAUCGUGCACAUCGUCUUGGUCAAACAAAGCCUGUAACAGUUUAUAGGCUGAUUUGUAAAAAUACAGUUGAAGGUCGUAUGCUAAGUCGGGCAGAAGAAAAACGUGCAAUGCAACAAAUGGUAAUUCAAUCCGGUCAAGGAGGAUUAAGCAAUUUAUUACCGAAUGUAACAAAUUCAUCAGGUCCCACUGAACAUAUGACUUCAUCUGAUAUGGUCUCUUUGUUACUUGAUGAUGAUGAAUUAGUUAAGCGACUUCAGAUACGCAGACGAUUACAACCUCAACGUGGUCGUCCAGCUAAAAAUCAGGCAUCCAAACGAUUAAUGACCUCUGAAACCAUAGCUAAUCUUUCGAAUACAGACAUUGAGAUGUGUGUGAAUGAACAAUUAUCAAAUGGUAUUAAUUCCAUAAAAUCAAGUACUCAACGUGCAUCAGAUACCGGUGUUGUAGACGAAGAUUUGCUUGGACGAAAACGUCAAGCAGCUUGGGCAGAACAAUCUCGUGGUGGUCGCAUUAAAAAGAUACGUCCAAUUGAAUCAAUCGGCCCGGCGACUAUUUCUACAUUUGACAAUUCUGUAACAACUUUUAAUACUGAUAAUAAUUCCAAUGGUAGUAGUAAUAGUGACAAUGCAACAUGAAUACUUAUCAGACAAGGAAUUAAUUCAUUUUCUUCAUUGGUGUAUUCUUUGGUGCUUAUUAAUAUUUUGUCAGAAAUAUUUUUGUUGAUAUUAUCACAAACCAGAUAACUUUGCAAUGCAUUUCUGUAAUUUUUUUUUGAACAAAUAAAUAAAUGUAUAGAGAGAAAAUGUAUCAUAUAAAAUUU